AUGUAUGUCCGCAUUCCAAAGAGCUCGCUGCUGUCAACGCCUGGUGCCAACAAGGAGAACGCGAACGCGCCUGGCCGCCGCUACCCCACGCCUCAGUCCCUCGACAAGCUCCACAAGCCGUUCAAAUGUCCUGGCUCGGCCACGCGGCGACCAGAGGCCGACCGCCCUGCCCGGAAGCGCCGCAAGGUUGACUACAAGGGCGCUGACGGCAGCGAGGAUGCUGACAAGCCCUACACCAACGCCGAUCGGCUCGCUCUGGCGAACCGCGACGCCAACAAAUUUCCCGUCUUCCAGGCCAAGGAUAAGAGCACCGUCUUCCGCAAGGCCUUCAUCAUCCCCAUGGUCAACAAAAACAGCGGCGCCUACAACCCCAACCGCCCCCCUCCCACCUUAGGCCUGAGGCAAGGCGCCGCCUUUGUCGCAAAGCCGCUGCACGACCCCAGCGGCGAGUUUGCCCUGGUUCUAUACGACCCCACGAUUGACGAUAAACCAAAGGUGCGCGAGAAGCCGGCCGAAACACCGGCCGAGGCCGAUACUGCCGGAGAGAUGGAUGCGCCGCUAGUUCACAAGAGCCUAGCCGAGAUUCUUGGCAUCAGGAAGAAGGUCGAGGGCGAGCAUCCACGCGUGCCCGUCGUCAUCGACCCAAGACUCACUAAAGUGCUCCGCCCACAUCAGAUCGAGGGUGUCAAGUUCAUGUACCGAUGCGUCACGGGCAUGAUUGAUGAGAAGGCCAACGGUUGCAUCAUGGCAGACGAGAUGGGUCUCGGCAAAACACUGCAGUGCAUCACGCUGCUAUGGACUUUGUUAAAGCAGUCUCCCGAGGCCGGAAAGUCGACGAUUCAAAAGGCUAUUGUUGCCUGCCCGUCGAGUCUGGUCCGAAACUGGGCGAACGAGCUUGUCAAGUGGCUCGGCGCCGACGCUAUCACACCGUUUGCCAUUGACGGCAAGGCGAGCAAGGAAGAGCUGACACGGCAGCUACGGCAGUGGGCUAUCAGCAGCGGCCGUGCUGUCACAAGGCCCGUCAUUAUUGUCUCGUAUGAGACGCUCCGCCUCAAUGUCGAGGAGCUGAAGCACACCCAGAUCGGUCUCAUGCUCUGCGACGAGGGCCAUCGUCUGAAGAACGGCGACAGCCAGACUUUUACUGCACUCAACAACCUGAACGUCACACGUCGUGUCAUUCUUUCGGGAACCCCGAUUCAGAACGACCUCUCCGAGUACUUCUCACUUAUCAGCUUUGCCAACCCAGCCCUGCUUGGCACAAGGCUCGAGUUCAGGAAGAGAUUUGAGAUUGCCAUCCUCCGAGGGCGAGACGCCGAUGCCACCGAAAGUGAACGCGCCAAGGGUGAUGAGCGUCUCAAGGAGCUCCUCGGGAUUGUCAACAAGUUUAUCAUCCGGCGCACAAACGACAUCCUGUCCAAGUAUCUCCCUGUCAAGUACGAGCAUGUCGUCUUCUGUAAUCUGGCGCCAUUCCAACUGGAUCUAUACAACUUGUUCAUCAGGUCGCCCGAAAUCCAGGCCCUUCUCCGCGGCAAGGGUAGCCAGCCCCUCAAAGCCAUCAACAUCUUGAAGAAGCUUUGCAAUCACCCUGAUCUACUCAACUUGUCUGAGGACCUGCCGGGUUGUGAGAAUUGGUUCCCUGAAGACUACGUUCCCAAGGAUUCGCGCGGCCGUGACCGGGACAUCAAGCCGUGGUACAGUGGCAAGAUGCAGGUGCUGGACAGGAUGUUGGCACGGAUUCGGGCAGACACAAACGACAAGAUUGUGCUGAUCAGCAACUACACGUCAACACUCGACAUCUUUGAGAAGUUGUGCCGCAGUCGCGGAUAUGGAAAUCUCCGGCUGGACGGCACCAUGAACGUGACGAAGCGGCAGAAGCUCGUGGACAGGUUCAACGACCCCGAAGGCACCGAGUUUGUCUUUCUCCUCAGCUCCAAGGCGGGCGGCUGUGGUAUCAACCUGAUUGGGGCCAACCGUCUGGUGCUCUUCGACCCCGACUGGAACCCGGCAGCGGACCAGCAGGCACUGGCGCGUGUAUGGCGUGACGGGCAGAAGAAGGACUGCUUCGUGUACCGGUUCAUCACGACGGGCAGCAUCGAGGAGAAGAUCUUCCAACGCCAGAGCCACAAGCAGUCGCUGUCGUCGUGCGUGGUGGACUCGGCCGAGGACGUGGAGCGACACUUUUCGCUCGACAGCCUCAAGGAGCUCUUCCAGUACCGGGGCGACACGCGCAGCGACACGCACGACACGUUCAAGUGCAAGCGAUGCAGGCCCGACGGCAAGCAGUACAUCAAGGCGCCAGCCAUGCUGUAUGGCGACACGAGCACGUGGAAUCAUUUCACAAACGAGGGUCUCAAGCCGAUCCAGGAUCUGCUGCUAAGGCAAGAGUGCGGCGAGCCCGAGGUCAGCGCCGUGUUCCAGUACAUCUCUCACUGA
Messenger RNA from Gaeumannomyces tritici R3-111a-1, 2433 nucleotides. Its product is annotated as DNA repair protein rhp54. The record is from RefSeq and is a predicted model, not a curated record. Gene Ontology annotation, biological process: double-strand break repair via synthesis-dependent strand annealing; reciprocal meiotic recombination. The transcript has 2 exons. Gene Ontology annotation, molecular function: ATP-dependent chromatin remodeler activity; DNA translocase activity; ATP binding. The coding region runs from base 1 to 2433 and encodes 810 amino acids. NCBI's taxonomy places the organism in Eukaryota, Fungi, Ascomycota, Sordariomycetes, Magnaporthales, Magnaporthaceae. Gene Ontology annotation, cellular component: nucleus.